AUGGCGCCCCCCCAGGUCCUCGCGAUCGGGCUUCUGCUCGCGACGGCGGCGGUGGCCGCGGCUCAGAAAGACUGUAUCUGUGAAAACUACAAACUGACCACAAACUGCUCUGUGAGCAUGGAUGGUCAGUGCUGGUGUACUUCAAUCGGCACACAACAUUCCGUCAUCUGCUCAAAAUUGGCUACCAAAUGUUUAGUGAUGAAGGCAGAAAUGUCUCACUCCAAGUCUGGGAGGAGACCAAAACCUGACGACGCCAUUCAGAAUAACGACGGACUCUACGAUCCCGAGUGUGACGAGAACGGGCACUUUAAAGCCAAGCAGUGCAAUGGCACCACCACCUGCUGGUGUGUGAACACUGCCGGCGUCCGAAGGACGGAUAAAGACACCGAGAUAACCUGCUCCGAACGAGUGAGGACCUACUGGAUCAUCAUUGAACUGAGACACAAAACAAGAGAAAAACCUUAUAAUACUCAAAGUUUGCAGACUGCGCUCACGGAGGUAAUCACAAGUCGUUAUCAACUGGAUCCAAAAUACAUUGGAAAUAUUCUGUAUGAGAAAGAUCUGAUCACUAUUGAUCUAGUGCAGAAUUCUACUCAGAAAACUCAGUAUGACGUGGACAUAGCUGAUGUGGCUUAUUAUUUUGAAAAAGAUGUUAAAGACGAAUCCUUGUUCUAUUCCAAGAGAAUGGACCUGAGAAUAGACGGGGAACAGCUGGAUCUGGAUCCUGGUCGAACUGCCAUUUACUAUGUUGAUGAAAAACCACCUGAAUUUUCGAUGCAGGGCCUAAAAGCUGGUAUUAUUGCCGUCAUCGUGGUUGUGGCUAUAGCACUCAUUGCUGGAAUCGUCGUUCUGAUUAUUUCCAGAAAGAAAAGAACGGCAAAGUAUGAGAAGGCUGAGAUAAAGGAGAUGGGUGAGAUGCAUAGGGAACUCCACGGAUAA
Messenger RNA from Pipistrellus nathusii (Nathusius's pipistrelle), 939 nucleotides. NCBI's taxonomy places the organism in Eukaryota, Metazoa, Chordata, Mammalia, Chiroptera, Vespertilionidae. The record is from the annotation of a GenBank genome assembly.